Molecule: messenger RNA, 903 nt
Organism: Pipistrellus nathusii (Nathusius's pipistrelle)
Lineage: Eukaryota; Metazoa; Chordata; Mammalia; Chiroptera; Vespertilionidae
Source: the annotation of a GenBank genome assembly
AUGCCGUGGGACGCCCGGGGGCCCGGCGGAGCGGAGGGCGCCAGCGCGGCGCGCCUGCGGGCGCAGAAGCAGUGCCGCAAGUCGUCCUUCGCCUUCUACCAGGCGGUGCGCGACCUGCUGCCCGUGUGGCUGCUGGAGGACAUGCGCGCCAGCGAGGCCUUCCACUGGGACGAGCGCGGCCGGGCCGCCGCCUACUCGCCGUCCGAGGCGCUGCUCUACGCGCUGGUGCACGACCACCGGGCCUACGCGCACCACCUGCUGGCCGCCUGCCCGCGCCGCGCGCUGGCCCUGCCGGGCGCCGGCUUCCGCUGCUGCGCCGCGCCCGGGCCGCACGUGGCGCUGGCCGUGCGCUACGACCGCGUGGGCGUCCUGCGCCGCAUCCUGCGCGCCGUGCGCGACCUGCCGGCCGACGAGCGCGCGCGCCUGCUGGACCGGCGCGGCUGCGGCCGCGUGGAGGGCGGCGGCACGGCGCUGCACCUGGCCUGCGAGCUGGCGCGGCCCGAGUGCCUCUUCCUGCUGCUGGGCCACGGCGCCUCGCCCGGCCUGCGGGACGCCGGCGGCCUCACGCCGCUGCAGCUGCUGCUGCGCCAGCUGGGCCGCGACUCCGGGGCCGGGGAGGCGCUGCGCCAGCGCCGCCUGCUGCUGCUGGACCUGCUGGUGCUGUACGCGCCCGCCGACGCCCGCCUGGCCCGCGGCGAGCUGCUGGGCGACCGGCCGCGCUGGCGGCGGCUGCUGGGCGAGGACAAGUUCCAGUGGCUGGCCGGCCUGGCGCCGCCCUCGCUCUUCGUGCGCGCCAUGCAGGUGCUGGUCGCCGCCAUCUCGCCCGGCCGCUUCCCCGAGGCCCUGGAGGAGCUGCCGCUGCCGCCCUUCCUGCAGCCGCUGGACCUCACGGGCAAGGGCUAG